Mesorhabditis belari is the source of this 1254-nucleotide messenger RNA. Lineage: Eukaryota; Metazoa; Nematoda; Chromadorea; Rhabditida; Rhabditidae. The record is from the annotation of a GenBank genome assembly.
AUGAUUUUAUCGGUUUUCUUUUUGUUUCUCUUUUUAAAGAACACAAACUGUGAACUCUAUCGUCUCUACGAUGGUGCGGAUCCAGUCACGAUUCUCAACCGAGAGAACUUUGAUGAAACCGUUUAUGGACAGAAAAGCGCCACCUUUGUCCACUUCUACGUUCCUUGGUGUAGUGUUUGUUCGAGCUAUGCGCCAAUAUACAACGAAUUUGCCAGAGAGGUCGGAGAUUGGAAAUCCAUUGUGAAAGUGGCUGUUGUGAAUUGCGAUGAGAAUGGGCGUCUGUGUAAAGAACACGUCAGAAGCUAUCCAUCAUUUAGGUAUUUUCCAUACAACGCCACAACAAAAGAAGACGCCAAAGAAUAUCAGGGAUCCUAUCGAAAUAUCACUACUUUGCCUCUCGAUUUGGCAGAGCUCAAUGAGACGUCAAGCCUUGGAGCUGCGCUUGCUCUCACUUAUCAUCAAAAUCCGCAUCUAACUGUGGUGACACUGAAAACGACAGAAAACCGAGAGAGCUUCCUUGAGUUUCCGGAGGGAAGUGUGGCUCUAUUGAGAAGGGAUUCGCCUCGUGUACUAUGGUUUUCCGGGCCUUUGAGUACAUUGGACUCCAUAAAAGUAAUGGUCGAUAAUUUGGCACCCGAAACGAUUUUCCAUCCAACUUCAAGCUCUGCCCGAAGAAAUGAUCUUCCUUUGGACGAGGAUCUAAUUCCCGGAUUGUGUAAAUAUGGUACUUGGAUUGAAGUGUUCGAAGAUGGUACAUAUCGUUGUCGACGCUGCAAAACGUGUUGGCCUGGCCAGUACGAGUUGGCUCCGUGUCAAGGUCCGCAAAACACGAUUUGUGUCUCGUGCUCAUAUAUUGCUAGCAAAAACCGAGACUUCAGAAAUAAAUGUACAAAUCGGAAUCAGAAAGGAAUUGAAAGUAACUGGAGAUCGAGAUCGAGUAACUGGAGAUUCCCAAUGUCAUCAAAUAAAACAAGAGCAAACGAUCAGUCAAGAACUGAUCCAUACUCAACAACAGAGAAGGUCCAACUUUUCCGGGCAACAGCCACGCAAAACACAGAUCAAAUAGGCAGCUCACGGAGUGUGCUGAUUUCGAUUAUUCUCUUGGUUUUACUCGGAAAUCUCUGUCUCUGCGUGCUUUGGUUUGGCUGGUAUUGUAGAGAUCGUCGAAACAGGAAAGAUAAGGAACGAUUGCCUGACGAGCAGCUUGAAGAUCAAAACCACAAAUGCGACACGCGGAAAUUGAUAAAUGAGCUU